CUUUUCCACCAAGGCAGUUCUGGUGCUGGUUCGGAGUCAGUGCCAAAAUCGAACCGGUUCUUUGCUUUUCCACACAAAUAAACCUGGCUCUGGGCCAAGAAAACAGGUUCCAACUCAGCACCAACUUUGCGCUGGUCUAGAGAUAAGAACCGAUUACGUCAGGUGCUGGAUCAUCGUAACGUUCGAAAACAAAAACAUCGGGACGCCAUUUUUAAAACACCGGUCAGCUGUUAACCAUAGACAGCUGUUACCGUUUUGCUUUGGACAUGGACGGAAAACCAAAACAACCGUGGUCUGUGGAGGAAACCAACUGUUUGCUGGCUUUGUGGUCCUCCACAGAAAUUCAAAAUAAAUUAGAUGGAGCUGUGCAGACAAAACCCGUAUUUGAAAGGCUACAGAAUGAGAUGUCGGUUGCGGGUUACCAGAGAAGUGUAGAACAACUGAUAAACAAAAUAAAAAAAUUAAAAAAGGAUUAUCGGGACCAAAAAAAGGAACUUGGGCGAAGUGGUAGCGGCGGUCGGCAAAGAAGAUCCCCAUAUUUCGACGUCCUGGACGCCAUACUUGGUGACCGACCGGCAUGCCAAACCACCGGGGCACUUAACUCCGCCACAGCCUUGUUAGAGGCUAUGGUGAACGGAGGAGAAGCAGAAAAUUCCAAUGCUUCAGGACUCAGGUCUUAUUGUGAAAAGUCUGUCUUGAAUGAGCUUUAUAAACUAAACCUGCUCCCUGUUUUGUGGUUUAUAGAGUUGUCUCUCACUGGUGAGGAAGGGGAUGUUGACGAUGACACGGAGCUACCACCACCACCAUCACCACAGGACUGCAGCUCGCCGGUACCAUCUGCCUCCGUGUCAUCACGGCAAGCCAGACGAGGAAAAAGACAGCGUGAAAAUGAGGAGCUGUUGGAGUACAUGGAGAAGGCUGACGAUAAGUUCUUGCAGCUCAACAAGGACAUGACAGCAAAGAUGGAGACAGACACAAGUGCUCUGCUUGGGCUCAUGGCACGCAUGGUGGCAGUGAUGGAGGCGCAAGCAAAAAAAUAGACUAGGUUUUAAUUUAAUUAACAUGUUAUUUAUUUAUUAAUAUUUGAUUGUCUAUGCCAAUAAACAAAUGUUUAUAUAUUUUA
Perca fluviatilis (European perch) is the source of this 1123-nucleotide messenger RNA. RefSeq lists its product as uncharacterized. The transcript is spliced from 3 exons. The record is from RefSeq and is a predicted model, not a curated record. The coding region runs from base 267 to 1040 and encodes 257 amino acids. NCBI's taxonomy places the organism in Eukaryota, Metazoa, Chordata, Actinopteri, Perciformes, Percidae.